AUGCACAGUCCCAUCCCAGGCCUGGACAGGGUGAUGGUCUUCCUCGCAGCAGCCCUUGCGUCAGCCUCCCUCGCUGUCCCCGAGGGCUGGGGAGAAGAAGGUGUGCAGUAUGGACAGGUGGGGACAGAUGUAACCCUGUCGUGUGCCGGUUCCCGUGCCAGCUCGCCGGUGCAAUGGAGACGGGCAGGUGCUGCGGCAUUGCCGGAGGGCUCGGCCAUCCGUCAGGGAGCCCUGGUGUUGCCACACGCCAGCCUGGCCGCUGCGGGGACCUACAGCUGCCAUGGCGAGGAUGGUGGCCUCCUGCACGCCGUGACCCUGCGGCUGGGGUACCUGCCAGGGGUCCCCUUUGUGUCCUGCAGAGCAUCUGACUAUGAGAACUUCUCCUGCUCCUGGACCUCCAGCGUGGAGACCUUCCUCCCCACCAGAUACAUCACCACCUACAGGAAGAAAUCGCUGACAGGCGAAGAGAAGCGGAGGAACAAGAAUGGGCAUGUGGGGCCAUGCCUGCAGGAUCCAUACCACCCCGGCACCUGCACCGUCCACGGAUCAGAGUUCUGGAGCUCCUACCGCCUGAACAUCACCGAGGUGAACCCCCUGGGCUCCAGCUUCCGCCUCCUCGAUGUCACCAUGCAGGCCAUCAUUAAGCCAGACCCUCCAGAAGGCUUGGUGGUGGAGCCCAUCCCCCUGGCCCCACGGCGGCUCCACGUGAGCUGGAAGUACCCCUCCUCCUGGCCCAAGGAACCCCACUUCCAGCUCAGGUUUCGGCUCCAGUACCGGCCCAUCAUCCACCGCUCCUGGUCCGUGGUGGAGACAGUGAAUCUGUCCGAGGUGAUCACAGAUGCCUUCGCUGGGCUGGAGCACGUGGUCCAAGUCAGCGCCAAAGAUUUCCUGGAUGCGGGGAACUGGAGCGAGUGGAGCGCCGAGGCCCGGGCCACGCCGGUCAGAGACCUGGCCACUGCGGCAAGUGAAGAAACCACUACAGACACCAGCCUGGAGAGCCUGGCCGAGGAGCCCUCCCAGGCUCCCAACCCUGAGCCCAUCAACCACAGCGACCCCCUGGAGAAGAUGGCCAUUCUGGUGUCCCUCGGGAUCUUCGCCUUCUUCGUUCUGGCUGCUGUUCUCGUCAUCACCAUCCUCAUCUGGCUCCGGGUGAGGAAACAUGGCAAGGACGAGACCAAACCCCACAACUUCUUGGUUGCUGCCACCCACUUGAAGGCGCUGCCAAAGGCCCAGAUCCUGUAG
Messenger RNA from Balearica regulorum gibbericeps (East African grey crowned-crane), 1242 nucleotides. The record is from RefSeq and is a predicted model, not a curated record. NCBI's taxonomy places the organism in Eukaryota, Metazoa, Chordata, Aves, Gruiformes, Gruidae.